Messenger RNA from Branchiostoma belcheri (Belcher's lancelet), 1703 nucleotides. Its product is annotated as alternative oxidase, mitochondrial-like. The transcript has 10 exons. The record is from RefSeq and is a predicted model, not a curated record. Gene Ontology annotation, cellular component: mitochondrion. Gene Ontology annotation, biological process: alternative respiration. Gene Ontology annotation, molecular function: alternative oxidase activity. NCBI's taxonomy places the organism in Eukaryota, Metazoa, Chordata, Leptocardii, Amphioxiformes, Branchiostomatidae. The coding region runs from base 130 to 1191 and encodes 353 amino acids.
CAGGUUCCACGACCGAUGACUUGCAAAACUAACAAUCGGAAAGUGUUCGGCGUUUGUUUAAGAAGUGAUUUGAGACAACAGACGGUAGUUUAACUGCUUACGAAGGACUAGAUCGUUCCUGGAAGAGACAUGGCCACCCGACGGGCGCUUCGGCUGCAUGUAGCGGGGGUAGGCGGGGUGUUGUCCCGAAGAAGUUUUCAGCCUUCAGCGGCACCUUUGAAUUCAUUUCUUCCUCGUCAGCGUCAAAUUUCUUUGGUUCAGAGAAUGUAUCUGAGUACUGCAACACAAACUUCCCCAAAACACGUGACUGAGAAAGUCUCCACACCGACGGAGAAAGGUGCAGUUACGGGGAAAGACGCCAGAGGGACAGCCAACCUCCUGAAUGUUCUGCAUCCAGACCAUCGUCCAGACCUGGCACACUUCAGAACGGGUUUGGGGAAGCCUGAUGACAUGGAUGUGAAAGAUGAUGGCACCAUGGGACAACACACAUUACCUCACCCUAUCUGGACAGAAGAAGAAGUGAACAAAGUGGUGAUCACCCAUACUCCUCCACAGACCUUCACAGACAAGUUGGCAUAUGGGACUGUGAAGUUCAUGCGAUGGAACUUUGACCUGUUUUCAGGCUUCAAAUAUGGGAAGAGAACAGAGAGAAAAUGGCUUCAGCGUAUCAUCUUCCUGGAGACUGUGGCGGGCGUUCCCGGGAUGGUAGCCGCCAUGACACGUCAUCUGCAUUCACUCCGACGGCUGAAGAGAGACCACGGAUGGAUCCACACAUUACUGGAGGAGGCAGAGAAUGAGAGAAUGCACCUGAUGACAGCCUUACAGCUGAAACAGCCGUCUGCAGUCUUCAGGGGAUGUGUCAUUUUUGCGCAAGGAACGUUUGUGACGCUGUUCUCAGCUGCGUACCUGCUCAAUCCUAAGUUCUGUCAUCGGUUUGUGGGGUACCUGGAGGAGGAGGCAGUCAAAACAUACACAAAGUGUCUGGAGGACUUUGACAGCGGCCGUCUGCCCCUGUGGUCUAACAUGGAAGCCCCUCCACUGGCUAAGAGAUACUGGAGUCUGCCUCACGAUGCGAUGAUGAGAGAUGUCAUCCUGGCCAUCCGUGCUGACGAAGCUCAUCACCGAUUGGUCAAUCACACACUGAGCGACCUUGACAAGGACGACCCCAACCCUUUCCAGCCUGGAAAGUGAAACAUCCAAUCGUCACCCUUGUAACAAUUGUGUUUGUUUCUCUCUCUUCAAGGACUACAAUGCUUUAAAAAAAGAAUCGAAAGAAGAAAAAAACCCUUUUUUAGAAUUGUUUCGCUGAAUGUCGUUGAAAGGCGACAAGAGAAACAGUAUUAAUGUCGACAUGGAACUUGAAUUACCAAGUUCUUGAUGUUAUACUUUGUACUGCAGUACUGAGUUCAAAGUAAGGUGGCUCUUUUAAACUGUCAGUUGUGUAUAGAUUUGAAUGGGGUAUAUCCAAUUUGUAUAAUGUUAUCCAACUAGUCUUGUAAAGUCUGCCAAAGUAUCUUUGUGGUAUAUAAAUCAUAUAAUACUAUAUACACUAUGUGUACUAUACAAGUUGGUGACUGUAUUUUAUCAGUAAUAUUCUUUUACAAUUACAUAAUGUGAAAGUUGCUGUUUAGCAGUGAUAGAAUCUAUCAAAAAUAGGCUUUGCACUGUAACUCUGUUUGUGAUAACAAGAACAUUAAUUUGCA